AUGCAGUCCACUUCACACAGUACAAGUGCUGGAGGUCCAUUCCUUCGAAUCCUUUGUCUGCACGACGAUGAAUCCCAUGCCAUGGAACUGUCCAAUUCUCUGGAAGUUCUCGGAGAACGGCUCUUUGAAAAGCACGGGAUCGAUCUUGUCUACGUGAAUAGUCCCCUGAUAUCUCGAAACCAACAAGUGCUGGGGCCCGAGGAACUUCCAAAUCGUGUGUGGUGGGAGGAGCAAGCGCCUACCCUAACUCCUCCUGCACCAUCUACCAACCACUCACCAUGGAAUGAUGACGACGACGCCGAGGAUGAUGAUAAUGACAGCAAGAGUGCCGAUGAUCCCAACACACAAGAGGCUCCUCACGGAAAUUCAAAUGACAAGAGCUUUGUUGGACUCGAUGCCUCGCUGUUGUUGUUGAAACAAGUGUGGAACAGCAUGCCCUUUUGGGGCAUUAUGGCGAUUGGAAAAGGUGCCGCCGUCGGAAGUUUUCUUCCAUUGAUGGGAUUGAGUCCAGAGCCACAUUUUUGCUGUUUUGUUCAUGGGGAGUCAUUGUUAGUAGAAGAGACCGAACGAUUGACCGAUAUUCCAUGUUUGCACAUUGUCGGCGAGGAUCCUGGGCCAUCUGAAACUUUGUUUCGACAAUUUGGCGGCGAUGUUCAUUUGGGUGGAAAGAAAUUGACAAAGUCACUGCUCAAUAUCAUUGGAAAGUUUGUGGUGGAGCAAAAGAAGAAACUCCGCGAGGACAGUCCGGAAACGAACAUUUUGGCGCUCCAAAAUCAGUUGUACAUGGUGGAACAAGAAGCCGCCAGUAUUGUCGCCGAACGCAUUGCAGCGAAUCCACCAAAAGCGUUAAUGGCUGUGAUUCAACCACAAAAAGUAGGCGGAUGGAGUGGUCGGAAACGGCGUGGGCCAAAGGAGGAAGGAGGUGGAGCACCCUGUCCGUCCGAGUUUCUACUCAAGCGGGAAAAGAGGACCACCAAUCCGGAUGGUCCUACGAGGAACCAUCCCAAUGAUGCCAGGAAUAGUUCACAGGAGGAACAACAAGGAGAAGAAGAAGAGGAGGAGCACGUAGAACAACCACAAGAGCCAAAAGGAAACGACGGAAUAGCCUCCAACACUACUAAUUCAUAG
Messenger RNA from Cylindrotheca closterium, 1128 nucleotides. The record is from the annotation of a GenBank genome assembly. Lineage: Eukaryota; Bacillariophyta; Bacillariophyceae; Bacillariales; Bacillariaceae.